GUAUAAUCCUAACGCAUCCCCAAGUCUCUCUGUACUCCCUGUUCGUUUCUUUUCCUCUCUUCGAUAUUGUUUCUCGGUUCCAAAUCUCGUAAUUUCUUAAUUUGUUCGAUUCUUUGAUCCAUCGGUUCCAGCUCGAAUUCGAUCGAAUCCGUUGGAUCUAGGGUUUCUGCAGAUAGUCCGGUCGAUUCCAGCUCUAUUUUUUCGCUGUUUGUUUCAAUUGCCGCUUCUGAUUUGAGUUGAAAGUGGCUGGAGUUCUGGAGUUCUUCUUGAUCGCCAAUGGCGGAUCACUCGGAUACCGAUUCCAGUCCGAAGGCUUCGAGCAGUUCUGAUUCCAAUUCCGGCGGCGAGGAGGAGAAGCCGAUUGGCGCAAUCCGGACGCCGGCCAAGGCCGGCGAGGAUCCGAGCGCGUACGCUGAUCCCGAAUCCCCGAGCACCGGCCAGCAAUCGUCUGAUGAGAGCGGGAGCAGCGAUGGAGUGCUGGUCGAGCUCCCGGGCAAUCCAGAUCAGGAAUCCAGAGGGUUGCGGGGGAAUCGUGACAGUGGCAUUCUGGUAAAUAUCGAUGGAUCGAUGCAGGAGCCGCCGGACGAGGUGGACCGGAGGGAGGAUGCGGGGAAGGAGGAGACUUUCGAGGAUGCGUCCGACCAGCUGGGCGUCGUGGGCAGUCGGAGCAGCGGGCUCGAGGAGUCAAUGGCCGUAAUUGAGACUGGGGAGAGUUCCCCGGGGAGAUUGGCUACCAGCGAUCUUGCCAGGGUGCGGGCUCGGCUUGAGGACACCAUGGCCGAAUGCAGAAAGUAUAAGGAAGAGAGGGAGUUGUUUGGGAGGCAAGUUGUCAGUCUACGCCAACAACUUCAAGAUAUGAUUAAUCAACAAUCAGUACUUGCUGUAAACAAUGCUGAAUUGGUCGAACAUCUUCACCAGCUGGAGACAGAGGAACGCGAGGAGGACAAAGCAUUGUCAUCUCCCACUCCAUUACACAGGAUGUUAGGUGAUUGCUCCAAGUUUAUCCAUCAUUUGAAAGGCAUUCUUGGUGAGCAGUUAAAUUAUGAUAGCACAGUCAAGGAGCUUCGUUCUGUUCUUUAUGUCAAAGAUCAAGAGAUCGAAGACCUCAAUGUGAAAGCCUCAGAAUCUUUGAUGUCUCGUGAUGUCAUCCUUUCUUACUUGGAUGCACUUCGGGAGGCAUGGUCUGAGUCUUUGAAAGAGUCAUCUGAUGUUGUUUCCAAUAGGUUGUUAGCUUCCCUUUCAUCUGUAGUUGGACGAGAACAUGGCUCUUUGGAAGAUUCUGCUGUUGAUGGAAUUUCUCUUAUUGAGAAGAAGACCUUGUUGUUGAUAGAGAAGCACAUGCAGUUCUUAUCAGAAAUCCAACAAGUUGGGCAGUGUUUGGCAGAGAUCAGGCCUGACUUUGCAAAUUCACCAGAGAAUGAAUCAGGUAUUGUCUUUAGUGUCGCUCGCGAAGAGUUGCUUGAAAGCAAGAGAAAGGAAGCUUUUCUUCAGGAGAGGAUGAUUAAGCUCGAGGAAGAAAAUGGGAAACUGGCUCAAGAGGUCAAGAAGAUGAAAGAAAGUUUAGGAGAGGCAAAUGCAGAAACAAGCAAAACUAAGAUGGAACUUGAGCAGACAGAGAACAGGUUGGCAGCAGCCAGAGAGAAGCUUAGCAUUGCUGUGUCGAAGGGAAAAUCAUUGGUUCAACAUCGUGAUUCCUUGAAGCAGUCAUUGGCUGAGAAGACGAGUGAGCUUGAGAGCUGCAUGCAGGAGUUGCAACAGAAGUCUGAUGCCUUACAAGCUAGUGAAGCCAGUGCUAAUGAGCUGAAGCAGUUAGUAGCUGAGAAGAUGGCUGAGCUCGAGGGGUGGAUGCUGGAGCUGCAACAGAAGUCUGAUGCCUUACAAGCUAGUGAAGUCAGUGCCAAUGAGCUGAAGCAGUUGGUAGCUCAGAGGACAAGUGAGCUUGAGGGGUGCAUGCGGGAGUUGCAACAAAAGUCUGAUGCCUUACAAGCUGCAGAAGCCAGUGCUGAUGAGUUGAAGCUGUUAUUAGCGGAGAAGACAAGUGAACUUGAGAGGUGCUUGCAUGAUUUGCAACAAAAGUAUGAUGAUUUGCAAAGUACCGAGGCCACUGCUGAGGAAUUGAAGCAGUUAUUGGCCAAAAAGUCAAGUGAGCUUGAGAAUUGCUUGACAGAGUUGCAACAAAAAUCUGAUACAUUACAAACUGCAGAAGCCACUGCUGAGGAGUUAAAGCAGUUACUAGCGGACAAGACCAGUGAGCUCGAGAAGUGCUUGGCAGAGUUGCGACAAAAAUCUGAUGCCUUAGAGACUGUUAAUGCUAGAACUCAGGAACUGAGUGAAACACACAGUUUGGUUAGUUCCCUAAGAGAGUCACUCUCACAAAGAGACAUGGUUCUUCGGGAAAUAGAAGAAAUUAUGUCAACUGAUUCCACACAAGAGCUGCAUUCCAUGGAGGCCAUAGAUAGGGUAAGGUGGUUUGUAAAUCAAAAAAGGCUUGCAGAUAUCAUCUUCCUGGAAAAUCACAAAGCUAAAGAUGCCUUGUCCUUGAUUGGGCUACCAGAAAGCAUUUCAUCAAGUGAAUUGAACUCUCAAAUCAAUUGGCUAGUGAACUCAUUCACCCAGGCUAAAGAUGAUAUUAUCAAGCUCCAGGAAGAAAUUGCUAGCACCCAGCUCGCUGUAGCAUCACAUGAAUCAGAAUUCUCGGAAACACACAGGGAAAUAGAUCACCUGACUAAGUCUAUCUUGGAAGAGAAACAAGCAAAGGAAUAUCUACAGAACGAGCACAAAAACCUCAGAUGCAAAUAUGAAGAGAUAGCUGAAAAGUUGUCUAUUCUUUCUUCUGAGAAGGAUGGGUUAAUGAAGGUAUUACUAGAGGUCUCUGAAAUCACGCUGGAUGAUCAACCAUCUGUUGACAUGAAUGUGAUGAUAGAGAAAUGCAUGGCUAAAAUCAGAGAAAGGAUCAAAAUCUCGUUUGCUGAGAGUGAACAGAUAGAAAGGGUGCAAAGUUUAUUGUAUGUAAGCAGUCAGGAGCUGAAGCUUUGUGAGAUGAUUCUGGAAGAAGAUCUGAUUGAUAGGUCCACAAUGAUGAGGCUAUCAGAUGAGUUGGGAAGAGUGUCAGAGGAACUGGUUGCUUUGAGAAGUGAUAAAGACUCCUUGCAAAAAGAGCUUGAGCGAGCGGAAGAAAAAUCUUCUCUUCUUAGGGAAAAGUUGUCCAUGGCUGUAAAGAAAGGAAAGGGUUUGGUGCAAGAACGUGAAGGAUUUAAACACUCUCUGGAUGAAAAAAGUUCUGAAAUCGAGAAGCUAAAACAUGACCUGCAGCUAAAAGAUUCUGCUAUCCAUGAUUACCAGGAGCAGAUCAACAGUUUAUCUGGGCUCCCAGAGCACAUUCAGAAGCUAGAGUCAGAUAUUGCUUCCUUGAAAAAUCAAAGAGAUCAAAGUGAACAGAUCUUGCAGAAAAGCAAUAGUACAUUGCAAAGAUUAGUUGAUUCUAUAGAAAACAUUGUCCUUCCUACAGAUGAUAUCUUUGUGGGGCCCGUAGAAAAGCUGAACUGGAUUGCAGAGCACAUUAAAAAAUUACAAGUUGCUGAGGCUCAUAUGCAGAAAGAGCUAGAUAAAGUUAAAGAGGAAGCUACCUUGUAUUCUAACAGGUUUGCUGAUGCCUCAGCAACUAUAAAAUCACUAGAGGACAGAUUAGCUGAUGCAGAAAAGCAUAUUUCUUUCAUUGCUGACGAAAAAAAGGACCUGCAACUUGGUAGAGCUUCUAUAGAGCAAGAGUUGGAGAAAAUGAGAGAGGAACAUUAUAUGCAGGCUAGCAAGUUAGCAGAUGCUUAUGCAACUAUAAAAUCUUUGGAAGAUGCCUUAUCACAGGCAGAAAGAAACGGUUCUCUACUGGUUGCUGAAAAGACUGAAGCAGAAUCAAAAAGCAAAGAGGAGAUCAUUGCACUGAAUGCCAAACUAGCUGAGUGCAUGGAAGAGUUGGCAGGAACUCAUGGCAGUUUAGAAAACUAUUCAGCUCAGCUGAAUAGCCACUUAGGACAUUUUCAGAUGCUUGUGAAGGAUGAAGGCCUACUAUCCUUAAUGACUGAAGAGUUCAGGAAAAAGGUUGAAAAUUUGAGAAGUAUGGGACUUCUAAUUCACAAUAUGCAUGAGCAGUUUGCUGAGAAGGGACUACAUCUUCAUCCUGAGCAUGAUCAUGAGUUUACAAAGCUUUUCUCCCUGUCAAGAUUUGAGGAUUUUCUCAGUGAUAACAUACUUCAUAACAUGACAAGCACACCUGACCUAGGUGAUGUUCCAUCCUUGACUUCAAUCAUAGAAGGACUUCAUGCUCAAGCAAAACUUCUCCGUGUCAGAUUUGGAGGUUUGUCUAAAUAUAUGGAUGACCAUCUUGCACUUGUGUUGCAUGGUCUGCAAGCAACAAGAGGUGAAUUCAUUCAUUUGCUUGAUCUUGGAGAAUCUUUGAACUCAGAUUUGGUUAAGUUGGAAGCUCAUAACCAGUCUCAAGAAGCUAAAAUUGUUUCUUUACAAAGAGCGGUGACGGCACUUUUUUCAGCAUGCGUGGAUGCUACCCAAGAACUUCAAAUUGAAUUCCAUUAUUUAAUGAAUUUAGACUCUAACACAGAGGAGGACAUAAUGAAUUCUAGCCUGGACUCAAGAUUCAGACAAGCUGUUUCAGGUGGGGUAGAAGGGGGGUAUGCUGAUGAUUAUGCUAAGGCAGCAGAUGAUUUAUUACAUGCUGCCAGGAGAGUCAAAAUUCAGUGUCAACAAUUAGGCAAUGUCAAGGAAGUCUGGGUGACAACCAUAGAUGAUCUGAAAGAUAAAUUGAAACAAGCUGAGUUGACUGUUGACACUGCCAUUCAAGAUCGGCAUCUGAGCCAAGAAAGAGUUUCUACAUUGGAGAGGGAUCUUGAAGCACUGCAAGCUACCUGCAAUGAAAUGAACUCUCAGAUAGAGAAUUAUCAGGCUAUAGAGAAGAUGUUGAGGAAUAAAGAAGAAGAACUUUUGUCUCUACAACGCACUCUAACUGAAAAAGAAAGAGAUGAUCAGCUGUUCUCACAAGACCAACUGGAAACCCUUAUUCAUAAAAUCAAUAACAUGGAGAUUCCUUUCAGCGAGUUGGAAACACAGAGUGAAGAAUUUCAUUUCUCAAGUCCUGUUGACAAGCUCUUUUAUAUUAUAGAUAAAUUCAGUGAGCUGCUGCAUAGGUUGGAUAUCCUCACUGAUGAGAAUGAGGAUAUGCAGUUGAUUCAUGCAUCGCAUGUUCACGAAAUUGAACAAUUGAAAAAGGCUGCUGAGGCCAUUGGUACUAAUUAUCAGGAAUUUGAGUCAAAGAGGUCAGAGUUAUUUGAGUUGACUGUUGGUCUGGAAAAAGUUAUACAGAUGUUGGGAGGAAGUGAUUCAAUUGAAGAUCAGAAACCUAAGGCAAAAGCCCUUGUAACUGUUUUGGAAAGACUGGCAAUAGCUUCAAGUGUGGAUUCUGAAAAUUCCAAGUCAAGGAUACAGGAACUGGGAGCUAAGUUGCAGGCAAAGGAAAAGGCUGUGGAUGAAUUGACAGCAAAAAUUAAGAUGCUUGAAGAGUCAUUUCAUUCUCGCCCUGCACAGACUGACAUUGUAAAAGAAAGGACUGCCUUUGAAGCAUCUCCAGCAGCAACAGGAUCAGAGAUAUCUGAGAUUGAAGAUGUGGGGCCAAUUGGAAAGAACUCAAUAUCACCUGUCACCACUGCUGCACAUGUGAGAACAAUGCGGAAGGGCUCAAAUGAACAUCUGGUUCUUAGUAUUGAUUCUGAGUCCGAUCGGUUAAUUGCGGCCCAGGAAACUGAUGAUAAAGGUCAUGUUUUCAAAUCUCUGAACACAUCUGGUCUCAUUCCAAGGCAAGGAAAGUUGAUUGCAGAUCGGGUUGAUGGUAUCUGGGUUUCUGGAGGUCGGAUAUUAAUGAGUCGCCCAGGAGCAAGGCUAGGUCUCAUAGCAUAUUGGAUCUUCUUGCAUCUAUGGCUGUUGGGCACCAUUCUGUAACAUUGCAAAGUAGUAGCCACCGCUUACAACUCGCAAAUUGUACCAUAGAAUGUUUUAUUUUUAUUUUAUUUUAUUUUUACAUAUGAUCUAUAAGUCAUUCAUUUUUCCCUCAUCCGCUUAAAUCUGUAUUCGGUCAUUCAUUGGAUAUCAUACAAGUCAAGGAUAUAAGUCCAUAAGAAUAAUAUCACUUUUGGGUACAUUCAA
Molecule: messenger RNA, 6207 nt
Organism: Phoenix dactylifera (date palm)
Lineage: Eukaryota; Viridiplantae; Streptophyta; Magnoliopsida; Arecales; Arecaceae
Product: trans-Golgi network-localized SYP41-interacting protein 1-like
Source: RefSeq, a predicted model, not a curated record